Molecule: messenger RNA, 708 nt
Organism: Paralichthys olivaceus (Japanese flounder)
Lineage: Eukaryota; Metazoa; Chordata; Actinopteri; Pleuronectiformes; Paralichthyidae
Source: RefSeq, a predicted model, not a curated record
GGUGUGUAAAUUGACGGGCUCCACGGUGGAUCUCCCAGUGACCGGCACAUGCCCGAUCUGAAGAUCCGGGAAGAGGAGCGUCCCGAGCGCAGCGCACAGCCAACGGCUCCGAGGUCCAGGGGACAGACCGCGGGGAGGACCAGGGACACAGACACCGGCAGGAUGGCGUCAGCCAGAGAUCCAGGGACAAGCCCAGAGCAAAAAGAUGCAGCUGACCAAAACUUUGACUACAUGUUCAAGCUGCUGAUAAUCGGAAACAGCAGCGUGGGAAAGACCUCCUUCUUGUUCCGCUACGCAGACGACUCCUUCACUUCAGCUUUUGUCAGCACAGUGGGCAUCGAUUUCAAAGUCAAAACCAUCUACAGGAACGACAAGAGGGUCAAACUACAGAUCUGGGACACAGCGGGACAGGAGCGCUACCGGACCAUCACCACAGCCUAUUACAGAGGAGCCAUGGGAUUUCUGCUCAUGUAUGACAUCACGAGCGAGGACUCAUUCUGCGCUGUUCAGGACUGGCAGUGCUUUCAGUUCUUUGAAGCCAGCGCCAAAGACAAUGUCAACGUGAAGCAGGUCUUCGAGAAGCUGGUGGACGUCAUCUGUGAGAAGAUGAACGAGAGCGUCAACGGCGAUGCCAGUCCGUCAGGCGGCUCCAAGGGAGACGACCUGAAGGACACGUCCCGCAGCAGCCAGGGUGGCUGCGCAUGCUGA